This is a messenger RNA of Mirounga angustirostris (Northern elephant seal), 4304 nucleotides long. RefSeq names its product EPH receptor A10 (gene EPHA10). The record is from RefSeq and is a predicted model, not a curated record. Bases 1 to 3027 code for a protein of 1008 amino acids. Gene Ontology annotation, molecular function: transmembrane-ephrin receptor activity; protein binding; ATP binding. The transcript has 17 exons. Gene Ontology annotation, cellular component: plasma membrane; dendrite. Gene Ontology annotation, biological process: ephrin receptor signaling pathway; protein phosphorylation; axon guidance. NCBI's taxonomy places the organism in Eukaryota, Metazoa, Chordata, Mammalia, Carnivora, Phocidae.
AUGGAGACCGGCGCCGGCCCACAUCCGCUGCGCCUGUUGGUCUGCCUGAUGCCGCUCUGUCUGGCGUUGCUUUUGGGACCAGGGAGGCCCGGGACCGCCGAGGAAGUCAUCCUCCUGGAUUCCAAAGCCUCCCAGGCUGAGCUGGGCUGGACUGCACUGCCAAGUAAUGGGUGGGAGGAGAUCAGCGGCGUGGACGAGCAUGACCGUCCCAUCCGCACAUAUCAGGUGUGCAACGUGCUGGAGCCCAACCAGGACAACUGGUUGCAAACUGGCUGGAUCAGCCGUGGCCGCGGGCAGCGCAUCUUCGUGGAGCUGCAGUUCACGCUGCGCGACUGCAGCAGCAUCCCGGGCGCCGCCGGCACCUGCAAGGAGACUUUCAACGUCUACUACCUGGAAACAGAGGCUGACCUGGGCCGCGGGCGUCCCCGCCCCGGUGGCAGCCGGCCCCGCAAGAUCGAUACAAUCGCGGCGGAUGAGAGCUUCACGCAGGGCGACCUGGGCGAGCGCAAGAUGAAGCUGAACACCGAGGUGCGCGAGAUCGGUCCGCUCAGCCGGCGGGGUUUCCACCUGGCCUUUCAGGACGUGGGCGCAUGCGUGGCGCUGGUGUCCGUGCGCGUCUACUACCGGCAGUGCCGCGCCACGGUGAGGGGCCUGGCGGCGUUCCCAGCCACCGCAGCCGAGAGCGCCUUCUCCACGCUGGUGGAGGUGACCGGGACGUGCGUGGCGCACUCAGAGGGGGAGCCCGGCAGCCCUCCGCGCAUGCACUGUGGCGCCGACGGUGAGUGGCUGGUGCCCGUGGGCCGCUGCAGCUGCAGUGCGGGAUUCCAGGAACGUGGUGGCAUCUGCGAAGCCUGUCCCCCAGGGUUUUACAAGUUGUCCUCGCGCCGGCUGCUCUGCUCCCCGUGCCCAGAGCACAGCCGGGCCCUGGAAAACGCCUCCACGUUCUGCGUGUGCCAGGACAGCUACGCGCGCUCGCCCACCGAGCCGCCCUCGGCCUCCUGCACCCGGCCGCCGUCGGCGCCGCGGGACCUACAGUACAGCCUGAGCCGCUCGCCGCUGGCGCUGAGGCUGCGCUGGCUGCCGCCGGCCGACUCGGGCGGCCGCUCGGACGUCACGUACUCGCUGCUGUGCCUGCGCUGCGGCCGCGAGGGCCCGGGGGGCGCGUGCGAGCCGUGCGGGCCGCGCGUGGCCUUCGUGCCGCGCCAGGCGGGGCUGCGGGAGCGCGCCGCCACGCUGCUCCACCUGCGGCCCGGGGCGCGCUACACCGUGCGCGUGGCGGCGCUCAACGGCGUGUCGGGCCCGGCUGCCGCCGCGGGAGCCACCUACGCGCAGGUCACCGUGUCCACGGGGCCCGGGGCGCCCUGGGAGGAGGAUGAGAUCCGCAGGGACCGAGUGGAGCCCCAGAGUGUGUCCCUGUCGUGGCGGGAGCCCAUCCCCGUCGGAGCUCCGGGGGUUAACGGCACCGAAUACGAGAUCCGAUACUACGAGAAGGGUCAGAGUGAGCAGACUUACUCCACGGUGAAGACAGGGGCACCUGCAGUCACAGUCACCAACCUGAAGCCGGCUACCCGCUACGUCUUUCAGAUCCGGGCAGCUUCCCCGGGGCCCUCCUGGGAGACCCAGAGCUUCAAUCCCUCCAUUGAAGUGCAGACCCCAGGGGAGGCUGCCUCAGGGUCCAGGGACCACAACCCUGCGGUCGUCGUCACCGUGGUGACCGUCUCAGCCCUCCUCGUCCUGGGCUCUGUGAUGAGCGUGCUGGCCAUGUGGAGGAGGCCCUGCCCCUAUGGCAAAGGAGGUCAGGACGCCCACGAUGAGGAGGAGCUGUAUUUCCACUUCAAAGUCCCGACGCGCCGCACGUUCUUAGACCCCCAGAGCUGUGGGGACCCGCUGCAGGCUGUUCAUCUGUUUGCUAAGGAGCUGGAUGCAAAAACUGUCACACUGGAGAAAAGCCUUGGAGCAGGGCGGUUCGGGGAGCUGUCCUUCGGCCGCCUGCAGCUCCCUGGCCUCCAGGAGCUCCCCGUGGCCGUGCACACCCUCAGGGACGGCUGCUCUGACUCCCAGAGGCUCAGCUUCCUGGCUGAGGCCCUCACCCUGGGCCAGUUCGACCACAGCCAUGUCGUGAGGCUGGAGGGUGUCGUCACCCGAGGAAGCACCUUGAUGAUUGUCACUGAGUACAUGAGCCAUGGGGCCCUGGACGGCUUCCUGCGGAGGCAUGAGGGCCAGCUGGCAGCCAGGCAGCUGUUGGGGCUGCUGCCUGGGCUGGCAUCAGCCAUGAAGUAUCUCUCGGAAAUGGGCUACGUCCACCGGGGCCUGGCGGCCCGCCGUGUACUGCUCAGCAGUGGCCUUAUCUGCAAGAUCUCUGGCUUUGGGCGGGGCCCCCGGGACCGAGCAGAGGCUGUCUACACCACCAUGAGUGGCCGGAGCCCAGCACUGUGGGCCGCCCCCGAGACGCUUCAGUUUGGACACUUCAGCUCUGCCAGUGACGUGUGGAGCUUUGGUGUCGUCAUGUGGGAGGUGAUGGCCUUUGGGGAGCGGCCCUACUGGGACAUGUCUGGCCAAGACGUGAUCAAGGCAGUGGAGGAUGGCUUCCGGCUGCCACCCCCCAGGAACUGCCCCUCCCCCCUACACCGUCUGAUGCUAGACUGCUGGCAGAAGGACCCAAGUGAGCGGCCCAGGUUCUCCCAGAUCCACAGCAUCCUGAGCAAGAUGGUGCAGGACCCGGAACCCCCAAAGUGUGCCACGACCGCCUCUCCCAGGCCUCCCACCCCCCUGGCGGACCGUGCCUUCUCCACCUUUCCGUCCUUCGGCUCCGUGGGUGCAUGGCUGGAGGCCCUGGACCUGGGCCGCUACAAGGACAGCUUCACUGCCGGUGGCUACGGGAGCCUGGAGGCCGUGGCCGCCAUGGCCGCCCAGGACCUGGUGAGCCUGGGCAUCUCGUCGGUGGAACAUCGAGAGGCCCUCCUCAGUGGGAUCAGCGCCCUGCGGGCACGCAUGCUCCAGCUGCAAGGCCAGGGGGUGCAGGUGUGAGCCACGCCGUCCUUCCAGGCCAGGACCCCAGCCCUCACAGGGACCCUGGCACGCCGCACCCCGGCGGGGUGGAAGUGAGCACGCUCUCCCUGCACUCGGGCCCAGAGCUUGUUUGGGACCACAGGUCCCCUCAUUUCACUGCCUACUCCUCCCAUUUUCCCCAGUCUGAACACCUUGGCUGACUCAGUCCCCCUGGCCAGAGGGUUUAAAUCCCUGGGGAGAACCCCUGAGAUAACAGCAGGAGGAAAUGCAGGGUCCCAGAGACCACGGUGGGCAGGACAGAGAGGGAAGACCUAGCUUUAAAUAGCCUUGUUCAUGUUUUUCUGUCUUCCACACCCACUGGGGCCUGGGGCCUACCCGAGUGGGUGCCCCUAUUUCCCAUAGACUUAUGGGCCAGUUGACAGCAUGGGUCCCUAAUAAGCUCCCAUGAGACCUGGCAGGGACCACCUCUGCCUGGCAGCCCAUCCUGAGGGGCCUGGAGAGGCGAGGUCCUCGGCUCCCUGGGCAUGGGCUCGGCCACACUGGUCCUGAGGCCCAGGCAGCGAAGGUGGUGCUGAGCUCCGGGGCUGGACCCCAAGGCCCCAGACUCAGGAGCUGAUUUCUGCCUCCCCUGCCCUGGGCUGAGAGUUCAGGGUGAGGGUGAGGGUCCUGGCUAGGCCAUCAAGGUUCUGGUGCUCCCCUGAGGCCCAGUGAGGCCUCCCGUUUGCAUUCCUUUUGUAAAUUCACUGGCCGGGACAUCUGAGAAGAGCAUGAGGGGAGAGGUUUUCUCCCCGGAGGACCCAUGAGCUUUGCUCUUCCACCCCAGGGGAUGGUGAAGAGAUCUUCAGAGGUGGACCUUCCCUCUCUGACAGGCUCUGAGCUACACUGUGCAGAGAGGAAUGACGGAGGCUGGUGGAGGAGUUAGGGCCAGGGCUGGGGUUGGAACCCCUGCCCCCAACUCCCAGUCCAGGGCUGAGGUUGGCUCUGGAGAGAGAGUCCUUGGUCCUACCUUGUGAUACCAAUGCUUUUCCCCGAGGAAGCCUAGAGGUACUCUGAGGUGACCGCCUCUCGCAAGCGCUAUCUCCUGGGCACCCCUCAGCCUCCUGGGGAGCACCUUCUCCCUCUGACUUUUGUGGGGCUCCGGCAGGAGUGGCCACACUGAGCUAACUCCAGAGUUCCUUAUCCAGAAGAGCUUCCCAGAGGCGGUGGUGAUCGCGAGGCCAGGGCUUUCAGAGGACAACAGGAAGGCAGCUGGAUCUGGACAGGAUUCCAGGGGCUGCGUUUGUCCAGGUCACCCC